AUGUCGGUCCUGGAUCCGCAGGUGUCCCUGCCCGCUGACAAGCAUCCUGAGCGACGCCUCAAGUCGACCUUUAAGGCAUUUGAAGAGGCAGAGCUCCCUAAGCUGAAGGAAGAAAAACCAGGCCUAACGCUGCACCAGUACAAAGACAUGAUAUGGAAACUGUGGAAGAAGUCUCCAGACAACCCUCUUAACCAGGCUGCUGACUGA
Molecule: messenger RNA, 207 nt
Organism: Miscanthus lutarioriparius
Lineage: Eukaryota; Viridiplantae; Streptophyta; Magnoliopsida; Poales; Poaceae
Source: the annotation of a GenBank genome assembly